Arabidopsis thaliana (thale cress) is the source of this 942-nucleotide messenger RNA. RefSeq lists its product as uncharacterized. The record is from RefSeq and is marked reviewed. The transcript has a single exon. NCBI's taxonomy places the organism in Eukaryota, Viridiplantae, Streptophyta, Magnoliopsida, Brassicales, Brassicaceae. The coding region runs from base 283 to 717 and encodes 144 amino acids.
AUAAUGUAAAGAAAUUUUAGGGAUUAGAUAAGGAAGAAUGGGUAAUGUUGGAGUAUGAGACAGAAGAGGUGUCCGCAAGCUGGAACCACCACGUGUUAUCAACAACACGUGUGAGUCUCCAUGAACUCUCUCUGCAAUAUUUAAACGUGGCCUAGCUCGUGUUCUUUCAAUCUCCAAUUAUUACUCUAUUAAUAAGAGAAGACGAGUUUUGCUUUCGAUACUGUCUUUCAACUAUUCCGACACAACCAAAGCUUCUGGAAACGUUGUCGUUUGUUAUCAAUAAUGGCUGUUGUAGAAGAACCGAUACUUUCAAGAUUGGAUCGUAUUGAUUUCAUGGUGAGGAAGUUAGAGGAGAUGAAAGGAAGCUCGCCUAGAAGCUCGAGCCCAUCGACUCCAUCUAGUGGGACUCAGCCAUCGUCAAUGGAUCUGUCGUCACCGAGGAGCAUAGGGAAGGUACACUGCCGUUCGAUGGAACAAGUCAGGGAGGAGACUGAGCGGAAAGGAACUUUGCUAGAGAGACUUAAUAAUGUAGAGGAGCAAGUGCUUAAGCUGUGUUCACAGUUUGAGGAAGAAGUUGAAGAAGAGAGGAAGAGAGAAGAUAAGACGGAUAAGGAAAAGAAGACCCCGAAGAAGAAGAAGGGAUUGAGGAAGCUGGUUGAUAAAGUUGUUGGAUCUUCUUCUCCCACUAAUAUCCAUUCCAAGAGCUGGCGUUGUUGAGUCAUUGUAGUACUUUAUUACAUCAUCAUGUAUACUUCAACGUACCACGUUUAAAUGAAAGCUUCUCUUCUUUUUUCUUUGUUGAAGCGCUAGUGGAAAAAAAUAUCUUUAGGUCUCUCACUCUCUUGUUUGAUCGUUUGUUUGUUGAGGUUUUUUGUUGUCCAGUAUGCACUUUUUAAGUGAAAACAACAAUGAAUUUUCAGUGUACUUUCUAUUUUUCAGAGU